Cutaneotrichosporon cavernicola is the source of this 1326-nucleotide messenger RNA. RefSeq lists its product as uncharacterized. The coding region runs from base 1 to 1326 and encodes 441 amino acids. Gene Ontology annotation, molecular function: water channel activity; glycerol channel activity. Gene Ontology annotation, cellular component: plasma membrane. Gene Ontology annotation, biological process: glycerol transmembrane transport; water transport. The record is from RefSeq and is a predicted model, not a curated record. The transcript has 3 exons. Lineage: Eukaryota; Fungi; Basidiomycota; Tremellomycetes; Trichosporonales; Trichosporonaceae.
AUGGAAGCUCACCACACGCCACAUGAACCCGUCCACGAGGAAAUCCGCUUCCAAGAGCCUCGGAGCGAUAUCAACGAUAUCAGCUCCGUCGCAGGCAACCACCCCAUCCACACUGUACGCUCGCUAUCUGUGGAUCGCCGCCCGUCUCAGGAUAUCCAGCGCAGACCCAGCAUGGUCGCGGCGGGUAUCUCCUCCACGCUGCCCGGCCACAAUGUCAUCGGUCCUGGUCACCGCACCCAGGGGCCACAGAUUCAGUACAUCCUUGUGACGCCCGACAUGCUCGAGCAGAUGCAGCAUGGUCAAACCCUCCCGUCACACACCGUUUGGCCUGGAACAGCGGGCCAAAUCACACCUGGUCAAACGACUGCGCACCCAACACCCAAGAACUCUUCACUUCCUGUACACAAACCAAGCUCGGUGGAGCAUUUUGAGCACCAUCCUGAAAUGGAAAUGGAGCAGGCUGACAUCCGCAUCCCAGCCAACCCAAUCGCCCGCUUGCGCCACAAGUACAAAGACUACAUCGGCGAAUUUAUCGGUACCAUGGUCCUCAUCCUCUUCGGCAACGGUGUCAACUGCCAGGCAGUGCUUAGCGGAUGGACUCAGGGCCAAUACCUCUCAAUCUCAUUCGGCUGGGGCAUCGGUGUCAUGUUCGGCGUGUACGUGUGUGGUGGUGUUAGUGGUGGCCACAUCAAUCCGGCCGUUACCAUCGCCCUGGCAGCAUUCAGAGGCUUCCCAUGGCGCAAAGUUCCUGGAUACUUUCUGGCCCAAACUCUCGGUGCAUGCGUCGGAUCCUGUCUUGUCCAAGGCAAUUACCACGCCCUCUUAAACAAAUUCGAGGGCGGCUACAACGUCCGCACAUUCGGUCUCGAAACCUCAACCGGCGCUCUCUUCUUCACAAACACCCAACCAUACAUGACAAACAUCGGUGCCUUCUUCUCCGAAGUCCUUGCAACAGCCGUCCUCAUGGGCCUCAUCCUCUGCCUGAGUGACCAGAACAACAACCCCAUCCCGAACGGCAUGAACGGCCUCGUCCUCCUCUGGUUGAUUGUCGGUAUUGGUGCUGCCCUGGGAACCGAGACGGCAUACUGCCUUAACCCAGCCCGCGAUCUCGGUCCACGCAUCGCCUGUGCCAUGUUCGGAUACCCGAAAGUGAUCUGGACAUACCGCAAUUGUUACUGGAUAUACACGCCGAUUAUUGCGACUAUUCUUGGCUCGUUGAUCGGUGCGUUUAGCUAUGACCUCUUCAUCUUUUCCGGCGAGGAGAGCCCAAUCAACCAGCCGUGGCGCAAGGAGAAGAGGGAGAAGAGCGGGGUGACGCACGUUUAG